AAUAUGUUUGGAUUGAACGGUGUAAAUUCACCACACCUUAAGGUAGAUCCUGUCGGGUCAGGUUUUGUAAACUGCCAUAAUCCUUGGAACUUUCAAACGGGUAACAUUCUCAAAGUACAGAAGAAACAAUACAUUUCUUAGCUGUGAUAACCCAGAAAUUGUGCUACCAAAAUGAGACUUAAAGUUCAUGUGUAUAUUCUCACAACGCUGCUGAUCGUCCUAAUAUGGUGUUUCUCCAUCUACUGGUCAAAACUCCAAGAAGCUGCUGAACGGUUAUGUAAUGCACUUGAUGAAGUUAAUGAUUUUGUGACAGACUGUGACAAUCCAGGUCUUUUCAAGCCUCAUUUUGGUUGCUGUCCGCGUAAACACUGCCCUGUUGAACACUUUCCCUUCCACAUCCGCAGCGGCGUAGCCAAUGCGGUAGCUGCAAAGAUCUGCUUUAACAAUACAAUCAUCAUGGGUGGCAUUAAGAAUAAUGCAGGACAGGGGCUGAACGUCGUGCUUGCAAACGGUGAAAGUGGAAAGGUUUUAAGAAAUAAUAACUUUAAUCUGGCAUCUAAAGAUCACAAGGAAUUAAUUGUCUUUCUGAAGACACUAAAUCCAGGAAAUAUAGUGCUUGUGGCCUCAAACUUCGACUCCACACAAAAGUUGACUGAUGAGAUUAGAGAUAUAUUCACUACACUAGGCAGCACAAUGAUCAAAUCCCUGAAGCCCAGGGAUAGCUGGGUGUUCGCAGGAGCCUACGGAAUAAAGGAAGCAAGUCCUUUUGAAAAGCUAAUUCAAACUGAUAUGAGGAGCAACAUGUAUGAAGACUGGCCAGAGAUGGGGGAGAUCAUUGGCUGCUUUCCCAGGAUAUCUGAGACUGAAUAAGCCACAGUAGCCAACCUUUAACAUUGACAACACAGUAGCUUACUUUUUUUUUUUUUUUUUUUUUUGCUAUCUUCCCUUCUUAAGCAAAUAAAAUUGAAGGAAUAGUUUACUCUUGUAUACUUACUUGUACUCUUUUCCAAACACUGAAAACUAGCAUUGAAACCACUAUGAUAAUAUAACACACACACACACACACACACACACACACACACACACAAAAACAUUGGAAAAAUAGUACAGAUUAUUCUGUUCUCUUACAGAAUUCUUUCACACUGGUUCUUUUAUAUAAGGUAACACUGUUACUGUUGAUAUUAACAAUGAAGAGUGGUAAACGGGAAAGUGACAUCAGUUUAACACUGUCCCUUUUUUCACUCCCCCUCCUUGUGCUGGAUUGUAGUACCAGUUAGGACACUGUAUGCACUCCGGCUUGUAAAAUUGUGUGUGUGUGUGUUUGGGUUUGCUUGGAGGGAUGUACAUUCCCCCUCCUGCUUCUCCCCUUGUUCUGCAUGAAAAUAGCAGGUGGAAUCCCAGAGAAUUUGUUUCUGGAACAAUCCCGAGGCACUGAGCGCUCUGCACCUUUGGAAUCAUGGGAGUGACCCAUGGAAAGAAAGUAAGGAUAUUUUAAUCCACUUUGAAGAACCUGUACGUUAAGAGUGUAAGUCAUCCUCUAAAUCUAACAGGACUCAAAGUGUUACACAAAUGGAUGAUUGUAUAUAGACAUUGUUCAGAAAACAGAAUGUUUUAGGUUUAAAAUACUGAAAUUUAUGAUUUGUGAAUGAUUUUUAUUCAAGUUUGUUUGACUUCUAUUCAAAAGUUUGAGCAUGAGACAUUAUAAGGUAAAAUAUACUCAUGAGUUUUCAUGGCAUGUCUUUUAAUUUAAUUUGGUUUCAGUUCUAAGGAAUGUGUGAGAAAUCAACGUGCAUUAGCUAUUAUUAAUUUUUUUUUAUAGGCUAUUAUGUAUAUGUAUGUACUUUAUUGAAGUUAGCAUCGAAACAGCCUUCUUCUUCAAUGUCAGUUGUCUUAACCUGUACCUGUCAUGUCUUUUGCUUUAUUUCAGUGUAAAAAAAAGUUCAUAUUUACUAUAUCCUAUAUCAUUAAACCAGUUUGAACACUUU
This is a messenger RNA of Puntigrus tetrazona (Sumatra barb), 1985 nucleotides long. RefSeq lists its product as uncharacterized. Bases 172 to 870 code for a protein of 232 amino acids. The record is from RefSeq and is a predicted model, not a curated record. Lineage: Eukaryota; Metazoa; Chordata; Actinopteri; Cypriniformes; Cyprinidae. The transcript is spliced from 9 exons.